AUGUUUGAUGACAGCCACGUAACCGCGAACGAAAUUUCUACACAAGACUGGUACGCCCUGUCUGUCCCGCCACGCCACGCGGCUGACCCGUUUGCAUGUCCCUGUUGUGCGAAUGUGUUCAGUGAGUUGCUCGCCCAGACCGGCGUUGAUCUUGCUGAUCAGGCUAAGCACCUGACGCCACGCACCACGGCGCUGGAAAAUUCUGUGUUUGUCACCCAGGCGAAAAUUCAGACCAUGAAUCCAGAUCAACCCACAGCUGACGCCAUGUGGGUGGUCGACGGCAGGAUACGCUGGGUGGGCGAGGAACAGGACGCGCCUGUGGAAGCUCUGGCGGAACAUAAGGUUGCUGCAGGUAACAGAACCAUAUUGCCCGGGUUCAUCGACCCGCAUAUGCAUCUCGCGCCUUUGGCGAUGUUGCACAGUUUUGAAAAUCUGGGCCCAUUUAGAUUUCCGCGCACGAAAGAUGCUUUAGCUUACCUUAAGCAGAAAAGUGCGGACGUACCGGCAGGGCAGUGGCUGGUUGGACGGCAAUUUGACCCCUCGCUGCAGGAAGGACCGGACUAUCUGACGAUAGACCUGCUUGAUGAGGUCAGCGUUGAGCACCCGAUUUUUAUCUAUAACGCUUCGCUGCAUCUGGCUUACUGUAAUUCUGCCGCGCUGCAAUUAGCUGGCGUGACGGCGGAUACACCGGAUCCUGCUGGUGCUGAAAUUGGCCGCGAUGACAACGGUCAGCCUAAUGGGGUGCUCAAGGCAGGUCCUGCUAUGGCACUGGUGGCGCGUCACAAUCCGCACACAAAAACAGCUGAUCUGGCGCAAGCGUGCCUGGAUGUAUUUGCCCACGCCAACACGCUUGGCAUCACAGGUUUGUGUGAUCAGGGCACCGGCCUUUUUCAGGGCGCUAAAGAACUGGAUCUGUAUCAGGGUUUGCGUGACAGCAACCGCAUGACGGUUCGCUUCCGCUAUUCGUUGGCCCAAGCUGUUGCUGAUCGCUGGGACGAAGCCGGUUGUCGCUGGGGGGAAGGGGACGAAUGGGUGCGUAAUACAGGCUGGAAGAUUGUCAGCGAUGGAUCAAACCAGGGGCGUACGGGUUUGCAGCGCGAGCCUUUCCUGAACUCCGAUGAAACCGGUAUUGCCUACAUAGAGCGCGAAGAAUUGUUUGCCGCCGUUGAGCAGCGCCUGGCUGAUGGUUGGGCGGUAUGCGUGCACGCCAAUGGUGAUGCCGCUAUCGAUAACGUUCUUGAUGCCUUCGAGGCGGCGGCCGCCAAAGGUUUGCGCGCAGAUUCGCAACGCUGUCGGAUCGAACAUUGCAGUAUCCUGCAUGAUGAACAGAUUGAACGCAUGGCGGCACUCGGGUUAUCUCCCAGUUUUCUGAUUGGCCAUGUUUAUUACUGGGGGCAGGCAUUUGUGCAGGAUGUAUUUGGCAUCGAUAAAGCAUCGUUACUUGAUCGUACCGGUACCUGUGAAGCUAAAGGCAUUCGCUGGACCAUUCACUCGGAUGAUCCCGUCACAGAGAUGAAUCCGCUGCGCUGUAUCGAGAACGCGGUGACCCGCAAUAUGUGGAAGUCAGAAGCAAAGCUGUCUCCCCAGGAGUGUAUAUCUACCGCGGCUGCGCUGCGCGCGAUGACCAUUGAUGCCGCCUGGCAGUGUCACAGCGAUCAUGAAGUGGGCAGUCUUGAGGCCGGCAAGUUCGCUGAUUUUAUUGUGCUUGAACAGGAUCCAUUACAGGUUGAGCCUGAUGCGCUGAGCAGCAUUGCCAUAUUACAAACCUGGGUGAAUGGUGAAUUAGUCUAUGCGGCCAGUUAA
Messenger RNA from Symbiodinium necroappetens, 1803 nucleotides. The record is from the annotation of a GenBank genome assembly. Lineage: Eukaryota; Dinophyceae; Suessiales; Symbiodiniaceae.